Corticium candelabrum is the source of this 1859-nucleotide messenger RNA. RefSeq names its product protein adenylyltransferase SelO-like. Bases 25 to 1797 code for a protein of 590 amino acids. NCBI's taxonomy places the organism in Eukaryota, Metazoa, Porifera, Homoscleromorpha, Homosclerophorida, Plakinidae. The record is from RefSeq and is a predicted model, not a curated record. The transcript has 18 exons.
CGCAUUGUUGGGUUCACGAGGAAUAUGAAACUUUUCUGUGCAUGUACGUGUGUUCUGUCUCUAGUUGGCUGCGUUUUCUCUAAAACCGACAAUAAACUUGGCACUACGGACACCAAUGAAAAUUAUGGCACGUGUGCGAGUAGGUCUGCAGACUGCUUCGAUGCUGCAGAAUUCAUAGAUGACGAGGCUAGAGCGAGACUGAGCAACAGCAAUGAGCAUGCAGACUUCAAUACAUGGCAUUUUUCUUCACUUUCAUUGUUGCAUCGACUUCCAAUUGAUUCUGACAAAAGAAAUGUUGUACGUCAAGUUGAACGAGCUGUCUUUUCACCAGUCAAUCCAACACCUUUCAAAGGGCAAUGCUACCUGGCAGCGGUAUCACCUCGUGCUCUAGAGGAUCUUGUCGACAUCAACGCGGAGAGUGUUUGGACUGAUGCAUUUAGAGACUUUGCAGCAGGAAAUGUAAUCACACAAGGAAGUGUUCCACUGUCUCACAGAUAUGGUGGACACCAAUUUGGGGAUUGGGCUGGACAGCUCGGUGAUGGGAGAGCUGUUUUGCUGGGAGAGUUUGUAAAUAGUAAAGGUGACCGAUGGGAGUUGCAAUUGAAAGGAUCAGGACAAACACCAUAUUCAAGGCGUGGUGAUGGUCGAGCUGUAGUUCGUUCCUCUGUCAGAGAGUUUUUAGCCAGUGAAGCUAUGUACCACUUGAAUGUACCAACAAGUAGAGCUGCAAGUUUAGUGAUUUGUGAUGAUUUGAUCUGGAGAGACCAGUUCUAUAAUGGACACCCAAGACAAGAGAAAACUGCUGUUGUACUACGACUUGCUCGUUCGUGGUUCAGAAUUGGUUCGCUCGAGAUAUUAGCCAGGAACAAUGAACUUGACAUUCUACAGCAAGUAGUUGACUUUGUGAUACAGACGUCGUUUACUCAUCUAUUGGAUAUAAAUAAUCAAGAUAAAUAUCUGGAGUUCUUUCACACCGUCAUCAAUCAAACUGCAGAAAUGGUAGCAAGAUGGAUGUCAGUAGGCUUUGCACACGGUGUGUGCAAUACAGACAAUUUUAGCUUACUGUCCAUUACUAUUGACUACGGCCCGUACGGAUUCUUGGAUAGUUUUGAUGCAGACUAUAUCCCUAAUACGUCUGAUGAUGAAGGACUAUACCGAUUCGGAAAUCAGCCACAGAUUGGAUUGUUUAAUUUGAACAAACUGCGUCUUGCAAUGGAUUCACUAUUCUCGGACAAAGAACGAUCCAAGAAAAUCUUAGCAACUUACCAUACUGUUUUCUAUCAAAAGUAUACAAAUAUAAUGAAGGAAAAGCUGGGACUGACUGGAUUCGCUGAUGAUAACGAUGUAAUUAUGGAAUUAUUGCGUAAACUGUUCGAGAUGAUGCAAGCUAAACAAGCAGAUUUCACGAUGACAUUUCGAGAACUGAGUCAAACAUCAUUGGAUGACCUACAGAAUGACGGGUUUCCAAAGGAGUUUUGGGCUCUACCACGUGUCAGUGAACACGAAGAAUGGCAAGACUGGGUUGCAACUUACGUAAACAUAUCACAAAGUGGUGAUGUCUCAGAGACCGAGCGACAACAGUCAAUGCAAGCGGUAAACCCUCGUUACAUUCUUCGCAACUACAUGGCACAGAGAGCCAUUGAGAAAGCUGAAAAUGAGUAUGAUUUUUCUGAGAUAAAUUCAUUGCUGACAACAUUAGAACAUCCAUUUGAACAACAAGAAAUUGCAGAAAUGAAAGGCUAUGCUCUACAGCCACCAGCAUGGGCAACAACUCUGAAAGUUAGCUGCUCAUCGUAGGAAACACAAUGAUACACUAGAUUCUGUGGACCUAACAUAGAACUACAAUUCAAUGAUAUAAC